UUCCGUAUGAAACAGUUACAAUAUAGUGACGUUUGACUUCUCGCGGUAUUUUAUUUGUCGCUGAUUUCUUCGUUAUAGUUAAAUGGUUUGUCUUUCAUGAUAAAAAUGGUUUGUUCAAUAAAACUCUGAUCUGGAGACGUUGCGAAAGUUUUAAUUUUGUAUUUUUAAUUGGAUAUUUUACACACAAAAAAUAAAACCCACAAAGAUAUCAUAGAAUCUGCAAUAUGACAACAGUGUCUACAAACUUAACGCUCACACCACUUUUAUCAAACGAGACUUUACGAGAACAACCAUUGCCAACAGAAGUUGUCGUAUUAUUGAGUUUCGUAUGGAGUUUAAUUAUAGUGAUAGGAGCCAUAGGCAAUGGCCUUGUGAUUUAUAUAAUGUUACGUUAUGGCGAACGUUCUGUAACAAAUGUAUAUAUAGUUAACCUAGCUUUUGCUGAUUUAAUGUUUAUUUUAUUUGUUGUUCCCGCUACAUUGAUACAUAUAGUGAUUCCUACUUGGAUUUUGGGAAAUAUCAUCUGCAAGUUUUCUAACUAUAUGAUAUAUGUGACACUGCAUGCCACGUGUUUGACUUUGUCAGCCAUGACAGUAGACCGAUAUCAUGCCAUUGUUAAUCCAAUAGAUUCCAUGAACUGGCGGUCAACAAAGACAGCUUCAGCCAUCAGUCUAGCAGUAUGGGCAGUAUCACUAUCAAUAUGCUGCCCAUACUUGAUCUACACUAAAGUAACUGAAGUUGGAAAGUUUGAUGAAAUAGAUUGCAUUCCACAAUGGCCGUCAACAGAAUUUGAUAAAGCUGUGACAUUAGUCGUCGUCAUGACGACAUUUGUAUUGCCGCUUACAGCCAUAAUAAUAUGUUACGCCUGCAUUUUGUUUCAUUUAUGGAGUGGAGCAAACAGAAAAAACAACCGACUUGAGAGAGAAAACAGCGCUCUAUCAGUUAAAAAUGACAAGGCAGAAAGACAAGUUCGAAGGAAAAGACGAGUUACCCGGAUGGUAGCCAUUGUUGUUUUUCUGUUUGCUAUAUGUUGGUUACCUAUUCACAUACUUGCCAUUUGUAUUAAGUUUGAUCCGAAAUUUCCGAAAACAGACUCAAUGCACUAUUUUAAAUUAUUUGCUCACACACUAUCUUACGCUAACUCUUGCGUCAACCCAUUUGUGUACGCUUUUAUAAAUGAGGGAUUUAGAAAAGCGAUUAUACGACGAUCACCUAAAUUAUAUCAAUUGUGCAGUUGUUUAUUAAGAUCACCGAUUACACAGGAAACGGAUACAAGUAUGGUAGAUAAAGCCGUAGAAGCCAAACCCGGAAUGGACGUGCAUUCGGAAUGUAGUACAGCUACACAGACAACAGCAUGUAUAUUUCAUUAAUUAAAUAGUAGGAUCAAUUAGAGAACUUUAGAUGAACUACGUGAACCCAAAUACGACUCAAUACUCGUGUCUACUUCUGUUACAAGAUACAUUGUGUACAUGUUCCUGAAAUGAUUUUGCUGUUUUGCUGAAUGUAAACAUAAAAAUUUAGUAUGUCUUUGUUGGCAUUUUGAAUUCUAAUUUAGACAACUAAGAUUUCAUGAGAAAAUGACGAUAUACAUGUAACUAUGACAACGACAUAUCAUAUUUCAAAUAGGCUUUAUGAUUGAUGAAAUAAAUAACGCUGCUUUGCCGAACAAUUUGACAAGUGAAAGCAUUAUGCCGUUGUGUCUAUUCAAAUGUAACAAACAGAAGAUGUCAUUUUAUUAACAAAUUCCACCACAAUUCUGUAAAUAACUAUCAUAGCAGAUAUACAUAAUUUAUGUGUUGUUUAAAAAAAAUAUUUUACUGUAAAUUUAUUCGAAGUUAAAUUUUUGAAAAUUUCUUUUUUUUGGUUAUGUGUGUUAAAGAUUUUAAUUAUUUCUUUUCGCAGGAUGUUUUAGAAAGUAUAUAAAUAAAAUAAAAAAUGUAUAUCCUAUUGAAAUAGUUUAAAAUCCUUCACUUUUUAAACUAGAUUUAGUAUAAACAAAACUACUACCAAACGUCUGUAAGCUAGUCAUUUACUGUAUCGAUAGUUUAAUUGCAUACGUUAUGCUCAUUUUCUGAAAGAAAAAUAUUUAGAAAAUGAAGACAUUGUAUUGAAGUGUAUUGCAGCGCGUCUUUCUAGACUCAGGGCAAAUAGAUCUAGCCGUUUUGCAUAGACAAUUGUCUAUUGUAUCAAUAUAUUUGCCUCUCAAUAUACUUUGCCGUUAUUAUCUUUGGUUUGCUGUCUCGUUGAAGCUCACCACACACAAUUAUUGAAAUAAAAUGUUUUAAUUGCUUUUAUGAUGUUUAGUUACGAAUGUGGAUUUGCAAUUCUCAGGAAAAAUGCUUGUUUUCAUCGCCAAUGCAUACAGUGUUUAAGCUAUUGUUAUAAUCAUAUUCACACUUGAUGUUUUCUAAACUAGUAAAUUUUAGUGUCCUUUGUAUGAAUCGUUGUUAAACUUUCAAUGAGAGAAAUGCUUCUGUAUAAAAGUGAACAAAACAAUAGAGAAAAUAAUUACAACGACCAUGCUUGUUUUAAGCGGUUACUUUUGCAACGCCAUUUUGAAUAAAUUCCAUUUUAUACAUAUUGAACAUGUGUCUUGUAUUUUGACUUAAAUGACCAAUUUAUAAUCUAUAUACCCAUUUUCGCUUGAUGUACAAUGUAGAAAAAUGCAACUUGUAAAAAAUACAGUGUUUUUUAAUGUUAGUUAAAAGAAAUUUGCCAUCUCAAGAUUAAAAAAAGAAAAAAAUAUUUUAAAUGUUAGUGUUUCUCAAGAAAAGUCGAACUAAACAUAUCUUACAGACGAAAAUAACAUACAUAUUAAUUUGAAAAAAUAAAUAGUGUUAACAAAGUCCAGAAAAAACUCUAAUAACAGUCCGAAUCGUAUCAGCUAACUAAAAUAGAAGAAUUAGAUAUUAGACAUAGAAACUGUCUCUUUAUAUUUGUAUUUUAUUUCAAAGCUAAUAAAAUCAAAUUUCAAAUCGA
Molecule: messenger RNA, 2979 nt
Organism: Mytilus californianus (California mussel)
Lineage: Eukaryota; Metazoa; Mollusca; Bivalvia; Mytilida; Mytilidae
Product: galanin receptor type 2-like
Exons: 5
Coding region: 225-1370 (381 amino acids)
Biological process (GO): G protein-coupled receptor signaling pathway
Cellular component (GO): membrane
Molecular function (GO): neuropeptide Y receptor activity
Source: RefSeq, a predicted model, not a curated record